This is a messenger RNA of Xiphophorus maculatus (southern platyfish), 2047 nucleotides long. Its product is annotated as beta-1,3-galactosyltransferase 5-like. The transcript is spliced from 2 exons. The record is from RefSeq and is a predicted model, not a curated record. Gene Ontology annotation, molecular function: N-acetyl-beta-D-glucosaminide beta-(1,3)-galactosyltransferase activity. Lineage: Eukaryota; Metazoa; Chordata; Actinopteri; Cyprinodontiformes; Poeciliidae. The coding region runs from base 278 to 1465 and encodes 395 amino acids. Gene Ontology annotation, cellular component: membrane.
UAGGCCACGCCAGCGCUGUUCUGUUGCACAGCUUCCUUCCACAGUUGAGGCUUUCAGGGUGUUUUCAGCGCGGGUGGGUGUCAGCCGUGACCGACUAACUGUUGAUAACGACGGUGCAGGCAAAAAACCUUAUCAGCAUUUUCUCUAAAGUCAAGAGUCCCGCAGCGAGCUGUCGGACUCCUGCUGGCUGCGGCUCCACCGGUGAGGAGCCUCGAGGUUCGGUCGGGUCCCCGGCCCCCCGGUGUGGCUCUCCGCCGAAGUCGGUGUCAUCUUGCUCAUGUUUUCCGCUCAGAAUGGAUCACGGCAACGUCUGGAAAUGUUCGGUGACGUGAAAGAACGCAAUCCUUUACAUAAAAAACCUUUGUGUCAUGGGAAGAAGUCGUCAUUUCGUUUUUGGUUUCAGUUCCUGGUUCUUGUUUGCCUGCUGCUCCUCUGUCUCUUCUACACUGUGUGCAACAAUACACUGUCACGUGGGAAAGGUGUUUCUGUCCAAAGUACCUGCAGCUGGCUUCCUGUCCAAACUCCUCGGGGUAACGCACCGCCUUAUCGAGUCCACCCAAAACACAGACUUGCGCUAAAUGACAUGAAUGAAAACACAGAGCCACACCCUGCGCAGCAACAACCCGUUCAAUACCAUGAAGCUUAUCCGCACAACUACAGGUUUGUCAUGGAGAACGCCGAGGUUUGCAAAGUCAACUCGCCUUUCCUGGUCCUGAUGGUGCCGGUGGCGCCAAGCAACGUUGCGGCUCGGGACGCGAUCCGGGCAACGUGGGGCAAAGACCAAGUGGUUCAGGGCAAGAAGUUACUCACUCUGUUCGUGUUGGGUCUCGAUAAAACACACGACGUUGAGAAGCUCCAACAGGAGAACCAGCAGCACAACGACCUGAUCCAGAGUAACUUCCUGGACACGUAUCUCAACCUGACCAUUAAAACCAUGGUGAUCAUGGACUGGCUGGCCACGCGCUGCCCUGCAGCCGCCUACGCCAUGAAGGUGGACUCCGACAUGUUCCUGAACAUUGAUAACCUGGUGAUUAUGUUGAAGAAGCCAGGGAUCCCCCAAAAUAACUAUUUGACAGGAAUGCUUAAGGGGAAUGUGCCCGUUAUCCGGUCCAAGAACUCCAAGUGGUACGUUCCCGAGGAGAUGUACCCCGAGCCCCUGUAUCCCACAUACCCCCUGGGCAUGGGGUACGUCUUUUCCAACGACCUUCCCGCUAAAUUAGUGGAGGUCUCAAAAUCUGUCAAGCCUUUUAACAUAGAAGAUGCUUAUAUUGGGAUGUGCAUUAAAAAGCUUGGACUUUCACUUACAUCUCCUCCAGAUUACUCUCAGUUUAGGGACUAUAACACAAGAUACGAUCGCUGUGAAUUCUCUAAAGUCAUUACGUACAUUCUUGAUUCUUCAGAACAACUGAUCCAUUAUUGGACAGACUAUAAGAAGCCUGGACCUCACUGUAAGGAAUCUGGCUAAUCAAAAUACACGUAAAACAAACUUUAAUAGUGAUAUCUGAUUUACUUUAUAUUACUUUUUAAUGAUUUUUUUUUAUGUUAUUACACUGGAAUAUUUUGUUUGAAUAUAUUCACUCUAAAGAUAAUCUUUCUUUAUUGUGUGUUUUUUUGUUUCACUUCUUCAUCCGCCUGACAGAUUUAUGUUUCUCAAAAACUUUUGCAACUACUGCAUGUGGCAAAAGGUUUAACCUAGUCGAGUUUGUGUUUUCUGUCGGCUUCAAAUGCAGCAAACGCCCUGCAAAGUUUGGAAUCGGAAUCGGAAUUAGCAGCUUUCUCUUGAAGUCUUUGCUACAUCACUUCCUCUGUAAGGAAGUAAGGAGGACCUGUUUACAUCUUCCUGAAGUUACAAUCCGCCAAGUGGGUUGUAGCGUUGUGCAGUACAGAGCACGUUAAAAGAAAAGGUCUUGGUGUAUAAUAUCUGUAUCAAGCUUGGAAAGUUCCACAAAAAUGCUUUUUCUGUGUCCAGCCGUCAUUCUACCACACUUUAAUUAUCACGAGUAUAAAAACUGACUUGCAAAUAAAUGUAUUGAGAGAGGAACUUUGA